Molecule: messenger RNA, 639 nt
Organism: Rosa chinensis
Lineage: Eukaryota; Viridiplantae; Streptophyta; Magnoliopsida; Rosales; Rosaceae
Product: 60S acidic ribosomal protein P3
Exons: 2
Coding region: 87-449 (120 amino acids)
Cellular component (GO): ribosome
Molecular function (GO): structural constituent of ribosome
Source: RefSeq, a predicted model, not a curated record
CAGCAGGGGGUCGAGCCGUGUCGUCUCCCAAGUUCCCCAUAUUUCCAAGACUGAAACGAGGUUAGCGUCAGGGUUUUUGAUUCGCCAUGGGAGUUUUCACCUUCGUCGUCAAGAGCUCAGGAGGAGAAUGGAGCGGGAAGCAAUACGAGGGCGACCUUGAGGCCUGUGCUCCUUCUUCCUACGCGCUCCAGAGGAUGCUCGUCCAGGCCGCUCUCUCUUCUGACAGCUCCGGUGGCGUUCAGAGCUCCUACUCUCCCGUCACUCCUUCCUCUGCAGUCUUCCAGGUGAUUAUUGGUGGUGGAGGAGGUGGUGGUGCCUUCAUUGGUGGAGGUGCCGCAGCAGCUCCAGCAGGCGGUGCAGCAGCAGCUGCGGAGGCUCCCGCAGCUGAGAAGAAGGAGGAAGAGAAGGAGGAGAGUGAUGAUGACAUGGGAUUCUCUCUCUUUGAUUAAGUCUAGUCAUAUAAUGUGUCCUUUAGUUUUUCUAGUCUCCCCCCUGUUCAAUUUGCAUCUAUUGUUGGAUCAUUGUGAAUUGCUUGGAUGAGAGUAUGAGACACGACGAGUUUUGUUUGAGAUCUUUUGUUAGACAAUUGGAUGCGCACUAUUUUAAAUGACAGUAUUGAAAGUGUUGUUGCCUAGUUUC